AUGAUAAAUUGUUUUAGUGAUUCUGUUUUGUUAUUCAAUUGCUCUGCAUCAUAAAAAAAAUAUGAAAAUUCUAUUGAAUAUUAAUGUUUGGAAUAUAUUUAGAACAUAUUGGGCUCGAUAAUUCCAAUGAGAUCAAAAUUAAAAAUCUCUAUAACAAAUGAUUAAUAAAUAAUAUACAUUUCUUAAGAUGGUUAAAUAAUAAGAAUGUAAAGUUCAUUAUAAUCAUUAGUGAUAAAAUAAAUGAUUAAAAUCAUAUAUUGCUGGCAAAUAUAAUACAAAUUAAGCAUCUUCAAUGGAUUGGGUAUAGUAAGAAUUUGAAAAAAAUUGGUUAUUGGGUAGCUACAUUAUAAGGUUAAGCUUUAUUAGGUGCAGGGGGAUAUUAUUCUAAAGAUGGAAAAAAGUAAGGGGAUUGGUCAGAUUUAAUUUGGAAUUAUUAAGAGUAGAAUUUAAUCAUACUUUUGUAUUAGUAUAUCUAAUGUAUAUGAAAUUGGAAUAUAUAAUAAUGAUGUUAGAUAAGGAGUUUGGAAAUAUAAAUAUAAAAAAGAAUUAAUGUAACUAUUUACUUGCUAAUAUAAUAAGCAAUGGAGGAAUAUAUGAUCAAAAAGGAUUCAAAUAAGGGACAUGGAUAGAUUUAGGUUAACAAUUUUGGGAGUAUUAAAAAUUGAAUAAUAUAUUAGUUUUAGUUAAGUAACAUAUGAAGGUUAAUAUAAAAAUGGUUUAAAAAUAGGGAGAUGGAAUAUAAAUUAUAGAGAAUAAAAUUAUAAGCAAUUUUAAAUAAUGUAUUAUAAUAUAAAUAUAUUAAUUUAAGUGGUGGUGGAUAAUAUUAAAAUCAGGGAUUCAAGACUAAUAAAUGGAUAGAAUUGAGCAAUAACUUUUGGGAGUAUUAAUUAUUAUUUUAAUUCUAAUAAGUUAAAGUUAGGUCAUAUAUAAAGGUGAGUAUAAAAAAGAUUUAAAAGUUGGUCUAUGGGAAAUUUUUUAUGGUAGAAACUUUGCUGAAAUAUUUUAACAAAUGUAGAUGAAAGAUAUAUAAUUAAAGUGGUUUAGGUUUAUUUGAUGAAUAGGGUUAAAAAAAUGGUUAUUGGAUAGAACCAUAUUUUAAUUUUUAUCAGUACUCAAAUUUUAGAUGAUAAAAUUAGGUUUUGUUAUGUAACCUAUAAUGGAUAGUAUUAAAAUGGUAAAAAAAUAGGGUAAUGGCUUAUUACUUAUAGAAGAGAUCAUAAUAAACAAUAAGAGAUUAUGUAAUUUAAUUAUUAAAAUACCUUAGUGGAGGUGGAUAUUACAGUAAUUAAGGUCUAAAGGUUGGUUAUUGGACAGAUUUGAGUAAUUGUUUCUACCUGUAUUAAAUAUAUUAGAUAUUUAUGAUAUUAGUUACAAUUAAAUAAUUUAUUAAGGGUAUUAUAGAAAUGGGUUGAAGAAUGGUUUUUGGGAAACAAAAAAUAGGAGAGAUAAUAUUGAAUAUUUUGAGAGAAUGUAAGAAUAUAAUAUUUUAAAGAUUAGAGGAGGUGGAUUUUAUGAUGAAUAAGGAAGAAAAAAUGGGGAAUGGAUAGAUUUGACAGACAAUUUCUAUCAGUAUAAAUUCAUACAUAAAAUAUAAUAUUAAAUUAGGAACAUUACUUAUUGUGGUAUAUAUUAAAAUGGUUAAAGGAUUGGUAAAUGGGAAAUUAAUCAUAGGAAUAGCAUUGAUAAACCAAAUAUAAUAUAGUAAACACUUAAUUAUAUAUUUAAGUGGUGUAGGAUAGUAUGAUGAAAAUGGUUUUAAGAAUAAUAAAUGGAUAGAUUUAAGUGAUAAGUUCUAUUUGUAAUUUAAUUUAAGAAAUUAUUGAUAGAUAAAUUACGUAUAAUGGUGAAUAUCAAAAUGGUAAAAAGUUUGGCAUAUGGAAUACUAAUUAUAGUAGAACAAUAGGUGAACCACCUGAAAAAAUGUAAUAAUACAAUCUAAAUAUUUCUAGAGGAGGGGGAUAAUAUGAUGAUUAGAUGUUGAAAAAUGGUAAAUGGAUUGAAUUAAGUGAUAAUUUUUGGGAGUAAUUAUAUUUUACAAAAUAUUUAAUUUUUUUAGAUAUUGUUAAGUUUCUUUUAUUGGGAUUUAUAAUAAUGGUUAAAAGUUUGGUUAAUGGAAUAUAAAUUAUAGAGAAAAUGGAUAGAUUAAAUUUAAUAAAAUGUUUGAAAUUUAUAUUUAAUAACUUAAGUGGUGGAGGUAUCUACUAACAAUAAAGUUUGAAAGAUGGAGAAUGGGUUGAACUAAGUGAUCAUUUUCAGGAGUAUUAAAUAUUUCAUUCUUACAUAUUAGAGAUCAUUAGGUAGUAUAUAUAGGUGAAUAUAAGACUGGAUUAAAAUUUGGUAGAUGGAAUACCCUUUACAGGAAAAAUUCUGAAAACCUAUUUUAACAUAUGUAAUCAUUAAUAUAACGAUCUUAGAGGAGGUGGAUCAUAUGACAAUUAUGGGUUAUAAAAAGGUAAAUGGAUUGAAUUAAGUCAAAAUUUCUAAGAGUAUAUAAAAUUUUGUAAAAGUAUAGAAAUUUGUAAAUCUUCUACAAAGGCGAGUUUAUAAAAGGUUAUAAGAUUGGAUUAUGGGACACUAUUUAUAGAAAAAAGGAGGAUGGUUAAUUAUAAUUAAUGUAAAUUAAACUCAAUACUCUUAGUGAAUAUGGAUUAUAUGAUUACAUUGGUUAAAAAAAUGGAAAAUGGGUUGAGUUGAAUUUCGAUUUCUAAGAGGAUAAUUAAGUUAUAUGUAUUGGAGAAUAUAAAAAAGAUCAGAAAAUUGGAAAAUGGAAAAUGAAAUAGAGAGAGAUGCAUGAAGGAUUUGAAAAAAUGUAAUUACAGAUAUAAUUAAUUAUUUAGUGGUGAGUAAUAUUAGUAUUGA
This is a messenger RNA of Paramecium pentaurelia, 2859 nucleotides long. Lineage: Eukaryota; Ciliophora; Oligohymenophorea; Peniculida; Parameciidae. The record is from the annotation of a GenBank genome assembly.